Sphenostylis stenocarpa is the source of this 561-nucleotide messenger RNA. Lineage: Eukaryota; Viridiplantae; Streptophyta; Magnoliopsida; Fabales; Fabaceae. The record is from the annotation of a GenBank genome assembly.
AUGAGGCAGUUAGUACUAGUUCCUCUGCUCUUGCUUGUUCUUGCUGGUUUUCCAUUCAAGGCAAAAGGGUAUCUGCAACCAUUUACAGAUCGUCCUGGGACACUCUGGACUGACAUAUGGUCUGAUCGUUUCCCUGAUCCAUUUCGUGCGUUAGAGCAAAUCCCAUUUGGGGUUGCCAAAGAUCAGCCAUUCAUGGCUGUGUCACCUGCAAGAGUAGAUUGGAAGGAGACACCAGCAGGACAUAUUAUAAUGAUAGAUGUGCCAGGGAUGAAGAAAGAUGAGAUUAAGAUAGAAGUGGAGGGAAACAGAGUGCUGAGAGUGAGUGGAGAAAGGAAGAAGGAGCAGGACAGGGAAGGGGAUCACUGGCAUAGAGUGGAGAGAUCUUAUGGCAAAUUCUGGAGGCAGUUCAAGGUACCAGACAAUGUGGAUUUUGAUUCUCUCAAGGCCAAGCUGGAGAAUGGAGUGCUUACUCUCACAAUGGCCAAGUUGUCACCAGAUAAGAUCAAAGCUCCAAGGGUGGUGAGCAUUGCAGGGGAUGAUGAAGGCAAGCAGGAUCUUUGA